This is a messenger RNA of Brassica oleracea var. oleracea, 609 nucleotides long. RefSeq names its product beta-carotene isomerase D27, chloroplastic-like. Bases 1 to 609 code for a protein of 202 amino acids. Gene Ontology annotation, molecular function: iron ion binding. The record is from RefSeq and is a predicted model, not a curated record. Lineage: Eukaryota; Viridiplantae; Streptophyta; Magnoliopsida; Brassicales; Brassicaceae. The transcript is spliced from 4 exons.
AUGUACGCUACAUCAAAGAUGGAAAAGUUUGGUGGCUCAAAGAAGAAGAAUGAGAUGAAGGAGAAAGGGUUUUGGGACUACGACUACGAGAGCUUCGUUGAGGUUUCAAAGAGGGUGAUGCAAGGAAGAUCUAGGACGCAGCAGCAAGAGGUUGUGAGGGAGGUUCUUCUCUCCAUGCUUCCUCCUGGCGCUCCUGAACAGUUUAGAAAACUGUUUCCACCUACGAAAUGGGCAGCAGAGUUUAAUGCAGCUCUUACAGUGCCUUUCUUUCACUGGUUGGUUGGUCCUUCUCAGGUCAUAGAAGUGGAAGUGAAUGGGGUGAAACAGAGAAGUGGCGUUCGUAUAAAGAAAUGCAGGUAUCUGGAGAACAGUGGGUGUGUAGGAAUGUGUGUGAAUAUGUGCAAGAUCCCAACACAAGAUUUCUUCACCAAUGAGUUUGGCCUCCCACUCACCAUGAACCCGAAUUUUGAUGAUAUGAGUUGCGAGAUGAUAUACGGCCAAGCGCCUCCUGCCUUUGAGGAUGAUCCAGCCACCAAACAACCUUGUCUAGCAUAUAUAUGUUCUAUGUCCAAUCCAAGCUCGCCAGUCUGCCCUAAACUACAAGCAUGA